Messenger RNA from Oncorhynchus mykiss (rainbow trout), 2910 nucleotides. The record is from RefSeq and is a predicted model, not a curated record. NCBI's taxonomy places the organism in Eukaryota, Metazoa, Chordata, Actinopteri, Salmoniformes, Salmonidae.
ACUGUGUAUCACUCCGAGGAAUCCAUGGAGGAAUGCAUAUCUAGCCUAAAAGGAGAUACAGAAGACCUGUCCAAGCUUUUGGAUGCCGUUGUUUCUCAGAUUGACGUCCUUGCCGCCUCCAAAUCAUAUUAUUUGUUUAUGACUAUGCUGUCAAUACACAGGACAAUUUGCAUGGUGAGAUCAACAAUAUUGAGGAGGAGGCAUCCUCUAGAAGUCUUAAAUCCACAGCCUUUGACAAACUAUGUACUGAGGAGUUUCAAACUAAAGCCUCACAUAUGGCUGGUGGGAUCCUUCAAUCAGGGUUAAUUGGCAUUGUAAAUACCAACCUUGAUGGUAGAAGUGUAGAGUCCAGUAAUGAAAGUGAUGUCAAAAUCCUUCAGAAGAGUGGAACUCCAUCUUUGUUCACCUCUUCUCUGCACACCAAUUCUGCAGCAUCCAACAUUGUCAUAAGCAUCACUAAAGACCUUAAUAGCUUCACCCAGAUGACUAAAAUGUCUGAUGCUUCAGUGUCUGGCCAGUUAGAGAGAUCCCUGUCAGCUUCAACCCUUCCUGUCAGUGUUCACAACGGGGCCAAUGUGAAAGGAAAGAUAAUUUGGCCAGGCACUGUUAACCUGUUCAACAAUGUGUUCACCAAGGUCAAGGAUUUUUUUGCCCAGCAACAACCGGUCCUCCUAGACAAUGUGGUUGAGGCCCCCAAACAUGCCGAAUCCAUAUGCAGAACAGCUACUUCUACACAAAUGACUUACAGUGAACAUGAAGGCAGCCAGACCAGCAUGGUAAAUUAUUCCAAAACCUUAAUUAGUCAGACUCUGAUGACAAUCCAGAGCAGAGUGUCUAUGUCAGAGAGGAUGAGCACCUCAGAGAAAGGCCUCUUGACUUGUUCCAUCGUGGGCUCCAUGUUGGAGGAUGUUGACAUGGUGAGAACUGAUGGAAAUGAGAUACACCGGCCAUCCUCCUCAAAGUCCUCCCUGUCCAUCACCUCUGCCAUGACCAGAGGGUCCCAGAGUGAUUUUACAAAUUCUCUUCCAGGCACUCCAGUCCCCAAUGAGUGGCCUGUUGAAAUCUAUUGUCCUAUCAUUAGGAGUUCGGUCAUUGAUAUGAGUGACUCCUCAACUCAUUCACAAGGGUCAACAAAUUACACAAGGCAAACCAUUUCUGCCAUAGUUAACACUGUUAUGGAGGUCAUUCCAAGAAAAGAUACGGAACACAUAGCAACUGCAGAUGAUGUCACUUCUUUUACAAGAAGACUUGCGAGACUCAGCCCCAGGGACGGUCUUCAGAACUUCUCACAUGAGCUCACUGACAAAGUUUAUGAGCUCAUAAAAAGUCACAACACCCCCCAGGCUCUUUUUGUGCCAGCUGGCAAGAGCGUGUCUGACUCUAUUCUUUUGAAGCUGAAGACAGGAUUGAAUGCUUCUGAAGAAUCCAGGGAGUUUCCAUCUGACCUUGUGUACUCCUUUGCUACGGAGUCAAUAAAACGUCUGCUACAGCAGAUUGUCUUCUGGCUUCCUCCACCAUCACAAGGAUCCGAUUUCUGCCAAACUGUCAUCUCUGAUGGUUCUCUGCAGGACACAAGUCAGCUUAUCCCGAGCUCUUCUGCCAUCUCCAUUAGUUCCUCACAGGUUUACUGUGACACAAAGAGCCUUUUCACCAAUAUAAUGGUCAAUCAGGUCAUGGAUACCUGUUCUGUGGCCUCCAGUUCAUCAGAAGAAUUAUCAGAGUUGAUGAACAUAAUCAAUGGGUUGUCCCCAACUGAUGCUGGAACACUUGACUCUGACAGACCGGCUCUCAUGACCACUAGCCGUCAGUCUAGUGCCAAAUCAUUGCCUAGAACCUCUCUGUCUGGCAGCAGCAGCACACACAACGGUGGAACUGUGGAUAUUCAAGUUUUAGGAGAGGUGGAAUCCAAGAUGGACAACAAAGAUCUGGAGAUGUGUAGUGUCUCUGUGUAUCCAUCAACUCCAUCAGCCAUGGACUCUGAUACACAUGCAUCAUUUGACUCCACUAGCAAUGACUACACCUCUUUGGUACUUUUACUGAUUGUUAGAUUGCUGUCAAUGAUCACCCCUAUCACAUUACUGGAAUCCUCUGACAUUGGUGAAACAUCAAGAGUUCUCACAAAGAGGAUUCUGUCUGAGUUCUGUGGCACCUCAGGCCUUGAACCAACUCAAGCCUACCCCCAGAAUCUGAAAAUCAAAAAGAUUUUCAAGGCUGUCUACAAGGGGCUUCUUCAAGAAUUUGGGUCAGAGAAGAUGCUCCAGGUUGCAAUGAAGUCAACGGAUUAUGCAUUUGACGAUGCCCUGGUCAAAUCAUUAACUAGGGAACUACUAACUAAAUGCAAUGAGGCUAGCUCUUCACCUCCCUCCAUGACCCAGUUGUCAUCACACAAUGCACUUGGCAGUGACGAGGUAGGUAAUUCUGGGCUUCCAACAACUGGUAGAAAGGAAAAGAAGAGAGGAAGAUUCAGCUCUCUCUGUGGACUCAACCCAAAGUGUACAAAGAAGGUCAACAAGAAGAACCACUGCAUUCCAACACCUUCCCAGAACCAGACCCCUGCCGUCAGUGAAACAGAUUAUGCCUGCCCACCCCAUAACCCUACAGCCAACACGACGCCAUAUACUUGGUCUGUGGUUGUGAGGCCGGUUGGACAUACUGCCAAAUUCUCUAAAACGGCAUUGAAGGCGGCUUAUGCAAUUGUCAAAGAUCAAGAAUCCUGCCAAACAGAGAGUGUAUGCUCCACCAAGAAGAAACCAAGGAAGCGUUCGCUCAUUUCCAGGAUGUUUUCAGCUAUAGGCAAAGCCUUUUCCAGUCCCUUUACUUCCUGCUAUAAAAAGAAGAGCACCUAAUCUAUAUUUCAAAAUAAAUAUUUGAAAUUAACAUAAUUGCAUUAAUUCUUCAUGUUGAGUGUUU